Macrosteles quadrilineatus (aster leafhopper) is the source of this 1166-nucleotide messenger RNA. Its product is annotated as 15-hydroxyprostaglandin dehydrogenase [NAD(+)]-like. The record is from RefSeq and is a predicted model, not a curated record. Gene Ontology annotation, cellular component: cytoplasm. The transcript is spliced from 8 exons. Gene Ontology annotation, molecular function: oxidoreductase activity, acting on the CH-OH group of donors, NAD or NADP as acceptor. The coding region runs from base 72 to 1082 and encodes 336 amino acids. Lineage: Eukaryota; Metazoa; Arthropoda; Insecta; Hemiptera; Cicadellidae.
AGUAAUGUCAAAAAUUUUAACAACAAAUAAACAAGUUGUUGAAAUAGGGUGAAUAAUUGUGUUAAGUGAUAAUGUUCUCACUUCAGAAGUUGAAUUUCAUGCUAAGGGUUUCUAAAUCUGUCGCUCAAGAUUUUUCAAGUUUAUUAGUCAAGGGUAAAUCUUACUCAAAACCACUUGUACGUCCCAAAAAUGUUUUCAUGCAAGAAAUUACUCGCAGGUUUGCCGACCCUGUUUGUAAGUUUCCGACCUUCCCACUCCAAAUGGAUCCCAGCUGUCGAGUCGCAAUCAUCACUGGAGGGGAGUCAGGCAUUGGUCUAGCGGCUGCUAAGGACUUGCUAAAAAAUGGAGCUCAAGUGGUAGUGUUGGCGGGGGUUGGAGACGGAGAGCCUGUCGUCAAACAGCUCAAUGAAGAACACGGUGCGGAUCGAGUCUGCUUUAUGCACAUGGACGUCAAUGAUCCCCGUGACUUUGAAGGUAGUCAAGGCAGUUUACUAGAACUUUUCUACAGAGUAGACUUAGUCUUUGGUGGAGUAGACAUUGUGUUCAACAAUGCUGGGAUAAUGAGAGAUGACGUUUGGGAGUACGCGAUCGACGUUAACUUGAAAUCUGUUAUCAGAGGAACAAUCCUUGGGGUGAAUUACAUGGGAAGAAACGGAAAAGGAAAGCGUAACGGCCAAGGACUUAUCAUCAACCAUGCCGACAUAGCUGCUCUUGAAGGUUUUCCAUACACUCCGGGCUAUGUAGCCUCCAAGGCAGGCGUCGUAGGUGCUACGCUCAGUUUUGGCGCGGAGUACCACUACAAAAACACAGGCGUGAGAGUUGUUGGGUUGUUGAGUGGCCCAACCGAGACCGACAUGAUUACCAACACGACAGAGAAACAACUCAGUCCGGACAUGGGACGAGCGGCAGUCGCAGCCUUGCGUGAAGCCUCUCUGCAGAGUUCGACCGUCGUAGGAAAAGCUGUAACUCAUAUUGUCAAGUACGCUCCAACGGGAAGCUUCUGGGCCGUGCAGAAAGGAGAAUUAUUCUUGACGGAGUUUCCGAACUGGAAGUCUUUCAGCCGCAAAGUAACUCAACUAUGAUUGAUUGUAAAAAACGUCUUGUGUGUAUGUGUUGUGUGUUGGAGUAAGUUUUCUCACUUUGUUAUAAUUAUUUUUUUAAUUUAA